Molecule: messenger RNA, 2874 nt
Organism: Suillus subalutaceus
Lineage: Eukaryota; Fungi; Basidiomycota; Agaricomycetes; Boletales; Suillaceae
Exons: 6
Coding region: 1-2874 (957 amino acids)
Source: RefSeq, a predicted model, not a curated record
AUGUCGUCAUUCCAGUGUCCUUCAUGCGGCAAAGGCGGUUUCAAGAACGACGUCGCUGUUGCUCGUCACAUGAGCCAACCUCGUUCUGGGUGCAGUACGUGGCUGCAGGAUUUGGCAUGCUUUCGCCCCGAGUCUGAUGACUCUCGUAUGGACUCGGAUGAUGAACCAAAUAUUUCCAUGGAUAUGGACGAUGGACCGAAUAUACCCAACAUCGAGUCUGGUGGUUUUGGGGAUUGGGAUGAGAUGUCUCGAGGGAGUACUGGUGGUAUUAUCGACUCAUAUCCUGACUGCGCUCAAACAUACGGCAAGGGCUACACGUUCCUCGAUCUAUUCAAUUCCGACAAUAACAGCAAACACCGUGCAAUGAAUCCGUAUUACCCAUUCAGCAGCCGGAAAGACUGGGAAGUUGGGUCGUGGCUCCUUCGCUCAGGAUUGAGCAUGGGGAAGAUAGACAGUUUUCUUUCACUCGAGAUGAUAAAGACCCUUCCGUUGUCAUUCCUUUCGGCCAAGGAACUUCGCAGUAGAGCGGAAAUGUUGCCCAGCGGUCCGCGCUGGAUGUCUCAAAUCAUACCUACAAAAUUUCCUACGAAAUUGCCCGUUGUGUUGUAUUGGCGCGAUCCCCUGGAUUGUAUUUCAAGCCUUCUCAACCAUCCUGCCUUUCAUGAUCAGCUGGACUUUACGCCUCGCAGGGUGUAUACCACUGCACAGAGGUUGUGUCGCGUGUUCUCGGAAUGGGCGACAGGUGAUGACGCGUGGAAUAUGCAGUCAGCCCUACCAAAAGGUGCAACACUCCUUGGGACCAUCUUAUCAUCUGACAAGACGAAUGUAUCGACCAUGACGGGCGACAGAGUUGCACAUCCCCUUCUCGUUAGCCUUGCUAACAUACACAUGUCUACCCGACUCAAAUCGUCUUCGAAUGCCUUUGUCCUUACUGCUCUACUCCCCGUCCCAAAAUUCAUCUACAAGAAGAAACGCAUGCGAGGUGUACUUGAGGAUCGCCUCAUUCACAAAUGCUUGGAUAUAGUUCUACGUCCACUCAAGGUAGCCGCCCGCGAAGGGGUCAUGCUGUCAGAUCCUAUCGGACACACAACUACACUCUCCCAGCUGGCUACUGCACGGAGUAAAGUUGAUCCCGAUGACAUUGAGGCUUUUUUCCGUGAGGCCCAGAAGUUUCGUCUGAAUGGCGUCAACACACCAUUCUGGCUAGAUUGGCCCCUCAGUGAUCCAUCACACUUUCUUACUCCCGAGUUUCUUCACCUCAUCCAUCACGAGUUCUACGACCACGAUGUAAAGUGGCUCAUUUGCGCAGUCGGUGACACAGAGAUCGAUUUUCGGUUCUCUGUGUUGCAGGUCAUCACUGGGUUCCGUCAUUUUCAUGGCGGGAUUUCAAAACUUAAACAGGUUACAGGACGCGCUCAAUGCGACAUCCAGCGCUCAAUUGUCGCGGUCAGCGCGGACGCAGUACCUAGCACCGUGAUGGCUGCCGUACGAGCUCUCAUGGACUUUCGGUACCUCGUACAGUCACCCGUAAUCGAUGACAUCCAACUCACCCGUAUUUCCACGGCCCUUGAAGAAUUUCACGCCAACAAAGAUGCAAUUAUAGAUGGCGGAUUUCGUCGUGGUCAGCGUGGUGGAGUCAUUGAGAACUGGUACAUACCAAAGCUGGAGCUCAUGCAGUCCAUAGUUCCGAGCAUAAGGAACACUGGAGUUUCUCUGCAAUGGACCGCCGACACCACCGAACAUGUGCACAUAACGGAAAUCAAGGAUCCUGCUCACUCCAGCAACAACAACAACUACGAUCCCCAGAUAUGUCGCCAUCUUGACCGUACCGAUAAGUGCCGCCGCUUUGACCUCGCUAUGAGUCUGCUUAACAAUAUGGCAGACUCGAAGCGGCAGGGUUCAGAUGACGUUGGCGAUGUCAAUGACAACGUUGAUCUCGAUGCAGACGACGAUCACGACGAUGGCGAUGUUGAUUUCGACGCAGAUGUCGAUCAUGAUAUCCCACACCUUCUAGCGAUGAACAAAUACCCUGGGCAUUCACGUCCGACCACUAAUUACUUCGAAAUUGCCAAGGUCCUUCAGCACAGGGAAGCGGGAACAGUCCCUGUGCCAUUGCGCUCGUUCGUUAUUGAAUGCACAGCGUUCCACCUCGCCUACGACCCAUCCAUCAGAAAUAUAUCUGUUGACGAUGCUGCCAUUAAGUUUGGCCUUCCCGACUUACGACCAGCCAUUGCCGACUUUCUUCGUCGUGAGGAUACUCACGGGAGGGAUCACAUCCAUACUAUUGGGGGGGCUAGAAGAGCUGGACCCACUACUCCACUUCCCUUCGACAAACUACAAGUCUGGUUUAAGCUUCGGCUCCAGGACACCGAUUUUCAUGAUAUCAGCACCAUACGGCCUGCACAGACCCUCAACUGCGCACCCCCUUCUGAUCCCUGGACCUCUGGCCGGUAUGACACAGCCAUCAUCAAUAACGAGGCGAGAUGUGUAUGGCCCACAGAUGGUCUUCACGGUAUGUUAUUCUUACAUUGUACUGAAUAUUUACUUAUUGUCAAGUCUGGCACAAAUUGGUCAUGGAAGGACCGCUUUCUGGUAUAUGUACAUUGCUUUGACAUUGUUCCCCAAAGCUCCGGUACCAAUGAUCAUGAGCCAAGUACGCAGCUCCACUUGCUCAAACGAGCGAAGCGUUCAAAUGGUACUCGGGUGGGUGACAUCAUGCCUGUGACACAGCUCAGAGCACUUGUCAACCUCGUCCCUCGCUUCGGUGCAAGUGCGGACAACCGCCUCACCCCAUAUAAUAGCAUGGAACAUGCUUCGCAGUUUUGGCUCAACAAGUAUUGGGACAAGAACUCAUAUUUUCCUCUUUCCAUGUAA